Messenger RNA from Frieseomelitta varia, 1645 nucleotides. Its product is annotated as NAD kinase 2, mitochondrial-like. Gene Ontology annotation, molecular function: NAD+ kinase activity. The record is from RefSeq and is a predicted model, not a curated record. The coding region runs from base 161 to 1387 and encodes 408 amino acids. NCBI's taxonomy places the organism in Eukaryota, Metazoa, Arthropoda, Insecta, Hymenoptera, Apidae. Gene Ontology annotation, cellular component: mitochondrion. The transcript has 6 exons. Gene Ontology annotation, biological process: NAD+ metabolic process; NADP+ biosynthetic process.
AAGUUCAUAGUACACACAUAUACAUCGCAUUUGAUAUACGUGUAGUAUCUACUGUUCUUACAGGUAGAGAGGUUAGAGGACACUUUAAAGUACUUAAUAUUUUUUUGUUUUGUACUAUUAUUUGCCGUAUUUUGUAUAUCAAUUUUUUAAGCAGCAUGCGAUGACGACUUUCUAUCAUCUUCGAAGAUCUGCCAAAGCUGUGCAAUUUUUACAACCACACAGUGUUUACAACAAUCUUAGGUUAUUCUUACGAAAUGAAUCGAGCUUCGUACCGAAGCGAGUGCUUAUUGUGGCAAAAUUGUCACGAUAUCAUUUUGAAAAAUUACGAGAACCAAACUUGAAUGACGAACAAUUGAAAUUAAAAUUACUGGAAAGAGGCUCUGAUUAUGAUACAAUGAUAGCUAGUCAUAUGGCAACCAAACAUGUAAAAAAUCAAGUAAUCGAAGUUUUCAAGAAAAUGAAUAUAGAAUAUAAAAUAAUAAAUAGGGAAAAUCUAGACAGUUCAAAUUUUACUUGGGCUGAUUUAAUUCUUCCUAUUGGUGGGGAUGGCACAUUUCUAUUGGCAUCAAAUAUGAUAUUUGAUAACAAGAAACCAAUAAUUGGCAUCAAUUCGUUUCCGGAAAGGUCCGAAGGAUAUCUUAUGUUACCAUCGAAAUAUACAACAAGAAUACCCGAAAUUUUUGAAAUGUUAAAAGCUGGUCACUAUAAUGUAGUCAUGAGACGAAGAAUUCGUACUACUAUAAAGGGAGAUAAUAUUUGGGAGCCUCCUUUCCACUCACACGAAAAGGGUCGCGUUGUAGGUGAAGAAAAAUUUUAUGUACAAGAUUUGGAACGCGAAACAAGAAACGCUUUACCAAAAGAAAGACGUUUGCCUUGGUUGGCAUUAAAUGAAGUAUUUAUAGCAGAAGUACUUUCUGCUAGGACAAGUACCUUACUUAUAAAUGUAAAUAAUGAAGAAAAAUAUCAUUUGGUAAAAAGUUCUGGCUUGUGUGUUAGCACAGGAACAGGAUCAACAUCUUGGUAUAGAUCUAUAAAUAGUGUUAGUCCACAAGUAGUAAAAGAAAUACUGAGGCUUUUAAAUAAGAAAGAAUUUAGUAAUGAAGAGAUUGAACAAAUAUGUUCUACUUUCAAUGCUACCUUAUCUUUCAAUGCUGAGGAAUUAAAACUAUGUUAUACUAUAAGAGAUCUGAUAGUGAAUGACAUGUGGCCUACGCCAAAGUGUCUACAUCCCCGUGGAUUUUGUGAUAAACUAACAGUAAUAUCGCACUGUUAUGAUGCUGGAAUAGUCCUUGAUGGAGGUAUUGCCGUGCCAUUUAAUUUUGGAACUACUGCAAUAUUGGAGACUUAUCCUGAAGAUUCUUUACGAGCAUUAACACUUCCAGAGUGAUUACUAUUUAUUUCGAAUAAAAAUCUAAUUGAUAUAAUUUAAGGAAUUGGGAAAUAGUCUUAUGUAUUAAAGAUUAAAUGCAGUAUGUAAAAGUUCUACCAUUUGUAUCUCUGAAUAUUUUGGAAUUUUAUAAAAUGCAUUUAAUUUGAUAUUCCUAUUGUGUACAGUUAAAGACUACUACUGGUGUGAUCCAUAUUCCAAUGAAUAGUAAUAAAAUCAAUGUAAUAAUGUAUAUGUAAUAUAAGAAAGUUUUUAUGA